Molecule: messenger RNA, 2276 nt
Organism: Periophthalmus magnuspinnatus
Lineage: Eukaryota; Metazoa; Chordata; Actinopteri; Gobiiformes; Gobiidae
Gene: plekha2
Product: pleckstrin homology domain containing A2
Exons: 12
Coding region: 239-1519 (426 amino acids)
Cellular component (GO): cytoplasm; membrane
Molecular function (GO): PDZ domain binding
Source: RefSeq, a predicted model, not a curated record
UCUAAUAACCAAACCAGCAACCCGGAAAAAGCCAACUGACUCUAUCCCAACCACACAAGCAACCAGGAGGCAGUGAGAAGUUGUGUGAUGGACAAAUCAAUACUCUUUUGGGGACAGUUGAUGAGUUCCAUGGGUUUAACCGCAGGCGGGACUAUCCUGUCAGCUUUGUAGCUCGCGGGGCGCUGGCUGCAGUGGUGCGCGCUGACUCUCCACCGCGGUGAUAUGUGAAGCAGCAGGCAUGCCGUAUCUGGAUCGACUCAACCGUGUGUGUGGUUUCCUGGACAUAGAGGAGAAGGAGAACAGUGGGCGCUUCCAGAGGAGAUACUUCAUCUUGGACACACAAGAAAAUGCUCUUCUCUGGUACAUGGACAACCCUCAGAAUCUAGCCCGUGGAGCCAGCGUUGUGGGCAGCCUAAAACUAACCUACAUCUCCAAGGUGAAUGAAGCCACAGCCAAGCAGAAACCCAAGACUGAGUUUUGCUUUGUUAUAAAUGCAGUUUCCAGGCGCUAUUUCCUUCAAGCCAAUGAUGAAACAGACAUGAGAGACUGGGUGGCUGCUCUGAAUAAGGCCAGCAAGAUCACUGUCCCAAAGCCUGGAUCAGCACCCACUAGACCUGAUGGUACAGCAAUUAUUACUGAUCCUCUGCCAAAACAUACAGGGCGAAAACAGCAGGCUUACAAAACCGAGAUCAUUGGUGGAGUCGUGGUUCACACUCCUAUAGUGAACGAGGGUGAAGAUGUAGAGCAGAGAGAGAAGAGCAGGCCUGGUGUUCUGAGGUGUGGAUACUGUGUGAAACAGGGAAAUGUGAGAAAAAACUGGAAAAGACGAUUUUUCACGUUGGAUGAUAAUGCCAUUAGUUACUACAAAUCUGAGACGGAGAAGGAGCCUCUUCGGUCUGUUCCUCUGAGAGACAUUCAGAAAGUCCAUGAAUGUCUUGUCAAGUCAGGGGAUUUGUUACUCAGAGAUAACCUGUUUGAGAUCAUCACUAGUUCCCGCACUUUCUACAUUCAGACAGAUUCUCCUGAUGAAAUGCAUGGGUGGAUCAGAGAUAUUGACAUGAAAAUCCAAGAUUUUAGAGGCCCAUCUAAGCGGUCCUCCUCUCUGUAUCGUUGUCACAAAGUCUCAUCAGACUCCAGUGCUCAGGCAGAGGACCGCAGACCGGUGCUGCAGAAGUCCCGCUCCGUGGCUCCAGGCUGGCAGCCGUGGACCCCUGUGCCCCCUGGGGAACCCUCCAUCCUGGAUGGAGAAGAGGAUGAUAGUGCCUUCAGCUCUUUACCAAUUUUACCUUCUCUCUCAUCUUCAUCAACAUCCUCCUCCACCUCUUCCUCCUCUAACUCGCUGUCAGUCCCACCCAUAUGCCCCAGUGCAGCUGCAGGAUCUUCAGCAGGUUUGGGGAUGGUGGCCGCUUCUGGAGAUGUGGCCAGUGAGAGGCGGAGGCACCGCUCUCAUCCACAGCCGCACAGCAGCUGUUACCCCUUUAGUCUGGACGACGACAGCAUUCGUACCACAGACGUUUAGAUCCAGACAACAGCUUGGCACUUUGAAUGUGACAAAGCGUCCUCUGCUCAGAAAGUAAUACUGAGAGAAAGUCCCAGUUCUUUGGCGUAUGGCCUCCUGCUGGAGGUUUCGGGUACUGCUGGUGUUGCUGGCUUUUGUUAAAGACAAAAAUAUGAACAGUGUUAGUUAAAUGUGAAACUUGGAUUUAGUGUUUUACCAAUAUUCUUCAAAACUUGAAUACUUGUUUUAUAAAUGUUGCUUGCAAAUUAGAAAUGAAGGCACAUGCGUUUACUUACUCCUCUUUUGCACUUGGCUUUUAUGCUAUCAAUUUACUUAAAAGUUGAAAAACAUGUAUUUUAGAUCAGUGCUUGAAGGCCUACUAUAUAUUUAUAUAAGAAAUACAUUUGUUACACCCACUUCCUGUAACAAUAGUUGGAAAACCCUGGCACAGAUGCCUUAAUAUUAUCAGAAAUAGUUUUUAUUGCUUAAACACUGAUAUCUUGAAAGGCAUAUUUUUUAACUCAAAUAAUAAUCAAUACAUAGAAGACUUUAUUGAAGUGAUAUUAAUAAAUGCAAUGGCAAUAAAUGGUACUUUUGAGAAUGUACAUUUUAUAUAAGUACAGCUGGAAAUAGAGAAUGUGAUUUGAAGUUGAAGCAUAUUCGGGAAUUGUGCCACUGUUAUGAAAUUGAAUUGUGCACUUUGCUAUUAUUUUAAUGUGUUUUUGUUCCUAAACUGUAAAUCCCUUUUUAUAGAGGACCAUAAAAACAUCUAAUUUUC